Messenger RNA from Helobdella robusta, 366 nucleotides. RefSeq lists its product as hypothetical. The record is from RefSeq and is a predicted model, not a curated record. The transcript is spliced from 5 exons. The coding region runs from base 1 to 366 and encodes 121 amino acids. Lineage: Eukaryota; Metazoa; Annelida; Clitellata; Rhynchobdellida; Glossiphoniidae.
AUGAAGGACAUGAGUGUACGAACGAUGGAAGACCAGCCUGCCCUGCACGAACUCAUCAAAAUGCAGCAGCAUGUCAACGUUCUCGAACGUUCUAUCAACAGGUUAUCCAGCAAAGCCGAAAUUUAUGGAGCUGUUCAUCAGGAGUUGAGGAUGAAUCACGCCAUGAAUCUGAUGCUGAAGCACGUCGAAAAUUUGAAAGAACAUUUUGAGAAGGACAGAAGUGAUCUUGAAAUUGCCAGGAAAGCCCUGAUUGACAACAACCUCAACGACGUCUUGUCACAUGAACGCGAUUGUUCUGAAUUCAGUUUUAUAUUCGGAUUCGAAUACACACCGAUGUACGAUAUGAUUCGACAAAUUUGCAGUUAA